AUGCUCUUCCCGCUACUAGCUGCCUCGGCCUUAUUGGCCAUUGCCGAUGCUCGUUCUGUUCCGACCGGCUCGUCUUUCUCCUCAGUUAAAUGGUCAAAUUGCACAAUCGCCCUCCCGUCACCUGGCUUCGACUGCGGAACCCUCGAGGUACCAAUUGACUGGGAUAUUCCAUCUGGCGCAAAGGUCCAGCUUGGAAUGUUGCGCCACAAAGCAUCAAAGCCAUCGCGAAGGAUCGGCAGUCUGUUAUUCAACCCCGGCGGCCCUGGAGAUAGUGCGGCCGUCUACGUGGCAGCCGGAAGCACACUAUUUGGCCAGGAUAUCACCGAUCGAUUCGACAUUGUUGGACUCGAUCCUCGAGGAGUCGGCCUCAGUUCUCCAAUCCAAUGUGACCCUGAACUAUACAAUCAGCGGGUCUCCAACUGGCCGUCAAAUCAAACCGAGCUUGAUUCGUUGGUCCAAAAGUACCAGAAACUCGGCGAGAGCUGUCUGAAUAUGACCGGGCCAUUGGUUAAGCAUAUGGAUUCGAUCAGCGUUGCCAAGGAUAUGGAAGCCAUUCGUCAGGGGCUGGGUGAUGAGAAGCUCAACUACAUUGGACUCUCAUAUGGAACAUUGAUCGGACAAACAUACGCCGAACUCUUCCCCGAAAACAUUCGCACAAUGGUUUUCGAUGGCAAUAUGGAUCACAGCACGGAUCCUAUCUCUUACCUGACCGUCAAAUCAUUCACCUACGAGAGCGAAUUAAUCCGCUUCGCUGAUUGGUGUAGCAAGAGCAAGGUGUGCCCGCUGAACGGUACCUCCUCUGACGUUCUGAAGGUCUUCGAUGACCUUGUCAAACAAGCAAACAAAAGCCCUAUCCCCGCGCCCUCAUGCAAGACCAGUGGAUGCCGCGAGAAUGUGAACGGCGAAGAAAUCCAGAACAACCUGAACUCACUACUGUUUGUCAAAUCUGGUCUCCUUGCAACUUGGACAAAGCUUGGACAGUACCUUCUCGAAGCCAAACAAGGAAACGCCACAGGACUCUCCACCACAAUCGCCACGAGCUCAAAGUCCGAUUCGUUCGCGAGUGACGUGAUCAGCUGCUCUGACUGGUAUCACCCGGAAGCCUCCCUCGUGGACCUCAACGAUAAGAGAGAUCUUGCCCGCAGCCUGUGGCCGCAUGUUGGUACAGGUGACUAUGGGCUCAACCGUUGCAUCGGAUGGCCCUUCCCCCAGGUCAACAAGCAACGCAGAGCGAAUAUUCAUGGAACGCCCCGCCUUCUGCUUGUCAAUUCACAGUUCGAUCCGUCGUGCUCGUAUAUCUGGGCGAACGGGCUCCAGGAGCAGAUUGAAAACAGCACUCUACUCACGCGCCGAGGUGAUGGCCACACGUCGUACGUGUUGCAUGGUGAAACAUGGGGUGCAUUGAAUGCCUAUAUUGCCAACCUGACGAUUCCUGCCGACAACACUGUCCUCAACAGCUAA
Messenger RNA from Penicillium brevicompactum, 1461 nucleotides. RefSeq names its product alpha/beta hydrolase. The record is from RefSeq and is a predicted model, not a curated record. NCBI's taxonomy places the organism in Eukaryota, Fungi, Ascomycota, Eurotiomycetes, Eurotiales, Aspergillaceae. The coding region runs from base 1 to 1461 and encodes 486 amino acids. The transcript has a single exon.